Molecule: messenger RNA, 1185 nt
Organism: Talaromyces amestolkiae
Lineage: Eukaryota; Fungi; Ascomycota; Eurotiomycetes; Eurotiales; Trichocomaceae
Exons: 5
Coding region: 1-1185 (394 amino acids)
Molecular function (GO): oxidoreductase activity; FMN binding
Source: RefSeq, a predicted model, not a curated record
AUGUCAAGUCUUUUGGAACCCGUCACUAUUGGCGGGAAACUUUCAUUGAGAAACCGAGUAGUCAUGGGUUCUAUGACAAGGAACCGCUGCGUGGACAGCUACAAGCCGGGCCCAUCGCAGGUCAAGCACUACACUGAUCGAGCCAGAGAUGGUGUCGGACUUAUCGUCAAUGAAGGCACUUUCGUCGAUUGGACUGGCUGUGACUGGGAAUAUGCACCCUUCAUGAUUACCAAGGACCACGCCGAGGCCUGGCGACAAGUGACCGAUGCAGUCCACAAGGAAGGGGGAAAGAUCUUCUUCCAAGCUUGGCAUGCGGGCCGCGUCCAACAUGAUCAGAUGCCUAUCAUGAAAGAAAUGAAAGGUCAAGUUUUGGCGCCGUCCAGCAUCAAGGCCGAAGGUGGUAAAUACCGUGAUCUACCAGGUUCGCCUGGACAUACGGAAAAUGUUGAAGAGAUUCAGGAGCCGCGAACGGUUGUUGAAACCUAUCGACGCUCCCUGGUGCUCGCUAAAAAAGCCGGCUUUGACGGCACAGAGCUGCUGGCUCAAGGUGGCUAUUUGCCCCAUCAAUUUCUCAACUCACGUGCCAAUAAACGAACAGAUACCUACGGUGGCUCGGUAGAAAACAGGUGCCGCUUUCUGUUGGAUAUUGUCGAUGCUGCUAGUGAGGUGUUUGGUGGACCUGAGUUUAUCUGCGUCAAACUCUGCCCCACGGAUUUCCUAAACGAUUCAAUGAUUGAUUUCGGAGAGAUGAAACAGACAUACACUUACUUGAUCAAAAAGUUGGUUUCACACAAGGUUGGGAUUAUCAACAUUUCUCGUCGUGGAGCCGACUGUCCCGGGAAUACUGGUGACUUUUAUAGCCUCUUUCCUAGACCAGAAGUUUAUCCUGUACCCAAGGGCUACGAUCCGGUCCUCGAUUUUGGACCCUUUGUUAAAUAUCCGGGAAGCCCUUCAAUGCUCAUGGCUAAUCAUGACUAUACGGUAGAGGAAGCCGACAGACUGAUCAAGGAGGACAAGCUCGACUUGAUUACAUUCGGCAGGCCGUUCAUCUAUAACCCUGAUGUCAUCUCUCGUAUAAGGCAUGGCAUUCCUUUCGCUGAGAACGAUCGCGGCAAUGAGAUCUUCUAUGGGCCAUACCAGACACCAGAUGAAGGCUACAAUGACUGGCCGGCUGCUGCCUUAUGA